Molecule: messenger RNA, 1020 nt
Organism: Talaromyces rugulosus
Lineage: Eukaryota; Fungi; Ascomycota; Eurotiomycetes; Eurotiales; Trichocomaceae
Exons: 1
Coding region: 1-1020 (339 amino acids)
Molecular function (GO): oxidoreductase activity, acting on NAD(P)H; zinc ion binding
Source: RefSeq, a predicted model, not a curated record
AUGCCCGAAAACCGCGCGGCGUUCAUCACUUCUGCUCGCCAAAGACCACUCGAAAUACGCUCACUACCCUACACUUCCCCGGAAGCAAAUCAGAUCGUGAUCAGAAACCGUGCAAUUGGCAUUAACCACAUUGACUGGAAGAUCCAGGAACAUGAGUUUGCCCCAUUCCGCUACCCCGGUGUCUUGGGACACGAGUCCGCCGGCGACGUAGUUGAGGUGGGCAGCAACGUUUCUCGCUUCCAGGUGGGAGACCGGGUCCUGGCCGAGGGAACUUGCAUGGCCACACAGAAAGAUGCAGAUGGGUCAUUUCAGCUGUAUACUGCUGUCCCUGAGCACGUCGCUAGCCCCAUUCCGGACACGUUAUCGUACGAAAAUGCAACUGUACUGCCACUCGGUGUGUCGACUUCAAUUAUGGGACUAUAUGCUCCGGACACUCUUGAAUUAGAUUAUCCCUCCCUUGACCCAAAGCCUCAAGGACAGUCCAUACUUGUUUGGGGCGGUUCUUCAUCUGUGGGGAGCAAUGUUAUUCAGCUAGCUGUCCAUGCUGGCUAUGAAGUCAUUGCAACUGCUUCAAAACACAAUUUUGACCACGUGCGGAAACUUGGUGCUACAGCAGUGCUCGAUUACCACGAACCAACUAUAGUCGAUGAUCUCGUCACUGCACUCAACGGAAAGACACUAAAAGGCGCAUUUGACGCCGUCGGAUUACCUGAGACUACAGUGCCUCUGGCUAAAGUCCUUCUACAAACAACAGAAGGAACGAAAAAGCUGGUUUCCGUUCUCGGUCCGCCGGCUGAUUUACCUGAAGGAAUAUCUUUCAAGAUGGCGUGGGCAAUAGUAAGCCCGCCCGAGCUUGGCUUGGCCAUAUACCAAAAUUUCCUGCCCGAUGCGUUGGCGAAAGGGGUAUACGUUUCAUUCCCUAAGCCUGAUGUAGUCGGUAAAGGGUUGGAACACAUCCAGAAUGGAAUGGACGUUCUCAGCAAAGGCAUCUCUGCCAAAAAGAUAGUUGUGUCUCUGUAG